CGGGACUGUGGGCGUGUCCGGGGCGCGCGCAACGGACGCGCGAUCCCGAGUGAAAGAAGAAGGAGGGGCACCGGGGGUGACGGUGCGGGAGCUGCUGCUAGCGCCCGGGCGAGAGUCGGCGGCCCGCGUCUGUGGAGAAGGUGGGCUAGAAACCAGUUCAGCUGCCCGGACGCUCGGGACUCGUCCCCACAUCAGAGCAGCAGUGGUUUCUGGUUAAGAGGGGAGGCGCUGCCAAGCCCCAGAAGGGGAAGAUGUUCAACGUGGAGUCUGUGGAGCGGGUGGAGCUGUGCGAAAGCCUUCUCACUUGGAUCCAGACAUUCAAUGUAGAUGCACCAUGCCAGACUGUGGAAGAUUUAACGAGUGGGGUUGUGAUGGCCCAGGUUCUUCAAAAGAUAGAUCCUGUAUAUUUUGAUGAAAAUUGGCUAAACAGAAUCAAAAUGGAAGUCGGAGAUAAUUGGAGACUAAAGAUAAGCAACUUAAAGAAAAUUUUAAAAGGAAUCCUGGAUUACAAUCAUGAGAUUUUAGGACAGCAAAUUAAUGACUUUACCCUUCCUGAUGUGAACCUUAUUGGGGAGCAUUCUGAUGCUGCAGAACUUGGAAGGAUGCUUCAACUCAUUUUAGGCUGUGCUGUCAACUGUGAACAGAAGCAAGAGUACAUCCAAGCCAUUAUGAUGAUGGAGGAAUCUGUUCAACAUGUUGUCAUGACAGCCAUUCAAGAGUUGAUGAGUAAAGAAUCCCCUGUCUCUGUUGGAAAUGAUGCCUAUGUGGACCUUGACCGCCAGUUGAAGAAAACAACAGAGGAACUAACCGAGGCUUUGUCAGCAAAGGAAGAAAUUGCUCAAAGAUGCCAUGAAUUGGAUAUGCAGGUUGCAGCAUUACAAGAGGAGAAAAGUAGUUUGUUGGCAGAGAAUCAGAUAUUAAUGGAAAGGCUCAAUCAGUCUGAUUCUAUAGAAGAUCCUAACAGCCCAGCAGGAAGAAGGCAUCUGCAGCUCCAAACCCAAUUAGAACAGCUCCAAGAAGAAACAUUCAGACUAGAAGCAGCCAAAGAUGAUUAUCGAAUACGCUGUGAAGAAUUAGAAAAGGAAAUCUCUGAACUUCGGCAACAGAAUGAUGAACUAACCACCUUGGCGGAUGAAGCUCAGUCUCUAAAAGAUGAAAUAGAUGUUCUUAGACAUUCAUCUGAUAAAGUGGCUAAACUGGAAGGUCAAGUGGACUCAUACAAAAAGAAGCUAGAAGAUCUUGGUGAUUUGAGGCGGCAGGUUAAGCUGUUAGAAGAGAAGAAUACUAUGUAUAUGCAGAACACUGUCAGUUUAGAGGAAGAGUUACGAAAAGCCAAUGCAGCUCGAAGUCAACUUGAGACAUAUAAAAGACAGGUAGUAGAACUGCAAAAUAGAUUAUCUGAAGAAUCAAAGAAAGCUGAUAAAUUAGAUUUUGAAUAUAAGCGACUGAAAGAAAAAGUUGAUGGUCUUCAAAAAGAAAAGGAUCGGUUAAGAUCCGAAAGGGAUUCUCUGAAGGAAACCAUUGAAGAGCUUCGUUGUGUGCAGGCUCAGGAAGGGCAGCUCACAACUCAAGGGUUAAUGCCUCUGGGAAGUCAAGAGUCUUCAGAUAGUCUGGCAGCAGAAAUUGUUACGCCUGAAAUCAGGGAGAAACUUAUUCGUCUUCAGCAUGAGAAUAGGAUGUUAAAACUUAACCAAGAAGGUUCAGACAAUGAAAAAAUUGCCUUAUUGCAGAGCCUUCUAGAUGAUGCAAAUCUACGUAAGAAUGAACUGGAGACAGAGAAUAGGCUGGUGAAUCAAAGACUUCUGGAAGUACAGUCACAAGUUGAAGAAUUGCAAAAAUCUUUACAGGAUCAAGGCUCAAAAGCAGAAGAUUCAAUUCUCCUAAAAAAGAAGCUUGAAGAACAUCUAGAGAAGCUACAUGAAGCCAAUAAUGAACUGCAGAAGAAGAGAGCCAUUAUUGAAGAUCUUGAACCAAGAUUUAACAAUAGCUCAUUAAAAAUUGAAGAAUUACAAGAAGCUUUACGGAAGAAAGAGGAGGAAAUGAAGCAAAUGGAAGAACGAUAUAAAAAAUACUUAGAGAAAGCCAAAAGUGUUAUCCGUACUUUAGAUCCCAAACAGAAUCAAGGAGCGGCACCAGAAAUACAAGCUCUUAAAAAUCAACUCCAAGAACGGGAUCGACAGUUCUAUUCAUUAGAGAAAGAAUUUGAGAAAACCAAGAGUCAAAGAGAGAUGGAGGAGAAAUACAUUGUUAGUGCCUGGUAUAAUAUGGGAAUGACUCUGCAUAAAAAGGCAGCUGAAGAUAGACUUGCUAGUACAGGUUCAGGGCAGUCCUUUCUGGCUAGGCAAAGACAAGCCACCAGCUCAAGAAGAUCUUACCCAGGCCAUGUUCAACCAGCCACAGCAAGGUAGAGAAGUCUUGCCGUUAGAAAUACAGAACAACCUGCAUCAAAACAUACUUCUGUUACAGAUAACAACAUUUCAGGAAAUUCAGCCAGCUUAUGUUUUGUCUUCAUUGUAUGUUAAUACUUAGUUGUUUUUGAUUUUAGGACUUUCUCUCUCUCUCCUGUAUCUGUGUUUUAGUUUCUCUGUCCUUUAUUUUGUAGUCCUUUAAGUUCCUUUUAAUGUGCCAAAAUUUUUUAAUGCCCAGUUAACAGUGUUGUAUAAUAGUGUAAUACUUUUCUUUGUAUGAAAAUGCCCUUUUCCCCAAUGAUGUAGGCUUUGUAAUGAAUUAAAUUUUCUGCCAAUAAUUGAUAUACAAUUUAUAUUGUUAAUUGUGCCUCGGUGUUACCAUGCUUUAUAAGAAUGUCUUUGUUUAAAGGGAAUUAAUCUUUUUAUGAUGUAUUAAUCGGUGUUUUAAAUUGUUUUCCACAUGCACUUCAAGUAACUUGCAUACUUACUGUAUAAAAUGGUUGAAAAAGUGCACUUUUUGCAAAGACGUAAAUACAUUGGCAGAGGUGCUAACAAAUGUUACAUAAGGCACCUGAUAAGAUUAUUUAGAGGGGAAAAAAAUAGUUUUCAUAUUAUUUUAUAGGAACUUAAAUUUGUCCAAAGAUUUGAAAACUAUUUUUAAAACAUAAAUUCAUAGAAUUUCA
Messenger RNA from Chrysochloris asiatica (Cape golden mole), 3091 nucleotides. It is a transcript of the gene HOOK3, whose product is annotated as hook microtubule-tethering protein 3. Gene Ontology annotation, cellular component: cytoplasm; centrosome. Gene Ontology annotation, biological process: cytoplasmic microtubule organization; cytoskeleton-dependent intracellular transport. Gene Ontology annotation, molecular function: microtubule binding; dynein light intermediate chain binding. The record is from RefSeq and is a predicted model, not a curated record. The coding region runs from base 252 to 2408 and encodes 718 amino acids. NCBI's taxonomy places the organism in Eukaryota, Metazoa, Chordata, Mammalia, Afrosoricida, Chrysochloridae. The transcript is spliced from 22 exons.